Messenger RNA from Oncorhynchus gorbuscha (pink salmon), 4119 nucleotides. RefSeq names its product syntaxin binding protein 4 (gene stxbp4). Gene Ontology annotation, cellular component: cytoplasmic vesicle. Lineage: Eukaryota; Metazoa; Chordata; Actinopteri; Salmoniformes; Salmonidae. The transcript has 19 exons. Gene Ontology annotation, molecular function: syntaxin binding. The record is from RefSeq and is a predicted model, not a curated record. Bases 1 to 2169 code for a protein of 722 amino acids. Gene Ontology annotation, biological process: insulin receptor signaling pathway; regulation of insulin secretion involved in cellular response to glucose stimulus.
AUGGGACCUCACGGCAUCAACCGGGCCAUCGAGAGAUUGGAGUUCUGUGACUGCAAGAAAGGACUGGGGUUGAAAAUCAUAGGUGGCUACAGAGAUCAAACACGGGAAGAGUUUGGGAUCUUCAUCAAGCGGGUGUUACCGGGAGGUCUGGCUGCUCAGGAUGGACGGCUUAGAACGGGCGACCUCGUUUUGGAAGUCAAUAAUAUGAGUUUAGGUGGACGAGUAACCAACGAGAGGGCGGUUGAUAUCCUCCGAUCAGCGUCAGCCUCCAAUCACAUGUCUCUGAUGGUUGCCAGGGAUGAUGAAAGCAGGCGGGAGUUCAUAGAGUUGAUGAAUAAGUAUGGUUCUCAAAGCAGUUUUAAAGGAAGCUCAGGGAGAGUCUCCCCUACACAACUGUCUACAGGAGACAAGACAGACACGGCCUCCUCCUCUUCCUCCUCCAGAUCUACCAGUCCCACCAGCCAGCUCCUCAGCCCUAAAGAGGGGGUCACAGGACCCCCUUUCACCCCUGGACCCCUCUAUACCACUGGCCCCCCCUACACAUCGAACCCUAACACAACCCCUACACAGCACGUCUUCAAUAACGUCAUUCAGUUGAUAUGCAUCUCAAAGGGAACAGGCCUGGGCCUCAUCAUAAAAGGCGGAGCUAACCGAGCCGAGGGACCAAUGGUGUUGAUUCAGGAAAUAAUACCUGGAGGAGACUGCCAGAGGGACGGUAGACUACAGCCAGGAGAUCAGCUGGUGUCGAUUAAUAAGGAGUCGUUAGUUGGAGUGACCUAUGAGGAGGCGAGAAGUAUCCUGACAUGCACCAAACUCAGACCAGACCCUACGGUGGAGAUAGCGUUUAUGAGACACAGGUCUUCCUCCAGCUCUGCUUCCUCCAGCAGUGGCCCCCAGAGCCCUAUCACCCCCCAGGGCCCAGUCAGCGGAGCCCCCACAGUGCCUCCCAUCAGGAAAGAGACCAUGGCUGUGCUGGGGGCCCUGCCUCUCCCUGCAUCACUGCUCCAGCACAGGAGAACCACACUCCCUGCAGCCCUCCCUGGGGUUCCCCUGGUGGUGCCCAAGAUCACCUCCACCCUCAACCCCGCCAGCGAGACCCUGCCAUCUGUCAACCUUAGCCAAGUUCGAAUGAGAACAGAACAGAUGUGUGUCUCCUCCCCCCGUCAGAGUCCCAGCACCACAGAUGCCAAGCCUGAAUCCUACCCUGCCUGUCAGCCAAACAGCAUCCAGCAAACACCACACAGGAAGUGCUCCCUCAGCUCCAUCAGUCGCCUCAAACUGGAGAGGCUGGAGCAGGCUCUGGAUGCAUUAGGACUGAAUCCUACGGAGGCACAGAGACAGACGUUGAGGGCCAGACUGCGAACAGACCCUGCUGGGACCGUGGCCUACGCAGACUUUGAGACACUGACACGGGAGCUGUUCAAGCUUCAGUUUGAGGAGUCAGGGGCCGGAGGUCAAGGCUCCAGGUUCGUGUCCGAUGACCUCUCCAGUCUCCUAGAGUCACCUACCAACACGCCUUCACUGUCUGACUCUGAUGACCUGGAGGAGAUGGAGAGACUGAGGAAAGACCACAUCGAGGCUCUGAGAGACAUCAAGAAACUACAGGAGCAGUUGGCAGAGUCAGAGAGAUUUCACCUGCAGAUGCAGGAAGAGCUGAACAUGGUCAAACAGGAGGUAAAGUCUGGGACGGAUGAGAGCCGUGCUCUGCGGAGCCGGAUCCACCUGGCUGUAGCAGCCCAGAAGCAGGCCAGGGGGAUGGAGAUGGAUUAUGAGGAGGUGAUCCAUCUCCUGGAGGCUGAGAUAGCCGAGCUCAAGGCCCAGAGGAACGAACAGCAGCAGCCCGGCCAGGCUAAGGAUGAGGUGGAGGAGCUGAAGAAGAGAGUGGCCGUUCUGGAGUGUCAACUACGUAAGAACGAGGGGGCCAAAAAGGGGUUUGAGGUGUCCAUGGGAAAACUGCUCAACUUUGUGGAGAAUGUUCAAGACUUCCUCAUUGAAAACCAAGGUCCCGUGAAGAGCUGUAGCUCUCGUGACAUGAAGCCCAGCGCUUCCUCUCAACCCCUGGGAGCCCGUGUGGGGAAGAAGUCCCAGUGGACGACGGCUACGCUAGCUGCAGAGGCUAAAGAACUCACACGGACUGUUAGAGCCAUCCUCGAGGUGGGCUGUAAGUGAUCUAUCAUCUUUACUCGACGUGUUACGAGUCGACUUGCUGCAUGCCUGCAUAUCGUCUCUAUCCCUGGCCUAGCAUGCAAAUCCAAUCAGCUCAACAAUCACCACCGUAGUUUUGAAACCAACCUAAACGAACUGGAUAACAGACACCAAACCAACCAAAUCACCUCAAUAGUUACUAUGCCAACCAAAACCAACUGCAUAACCGACAUCAAACCACCUAGUUGCUAAGCCAAGUUAAACCAACCGGAUAACCAAAACCAAUCAGCUCAUCAUACACCAAGCCAACCUCCAUAGUUACCAAGCCAACCAAAACCAACUGGAAAACCGACACCAAUCCACCUCUGUAGUUACUAUAAACAUAAUCUCAAUAGUUGUUUUUUAGUGGAGCAGCCUGUAAGGAAAUGAAGGACAUCCUUGCACUGGAGUAUGCGACAGCAGAAUUAAAGACAAUACAGCAGCUAAGGAACCUUGAGAUGUUCAGCCUCUGUGUCCAGUGGAGUUGAAUGGACCAGGGACUGAGUGUUAAGCAACCUUGAUGUUCAGCUUCUGUCCAGUGGAGUUAAAUGGACCAGGGACUGAGAGUUAAGCAACCUUGAUGUUCAGCUUCUGUCCAGUGGAGUUAAAUGGACCAGGGACUGAGUGUUAAGCAACCUCGAUGUUCAGCCUCUGUGUCCAGUGGAGUUGAAUGGACCAGGGACUGAGAGUUAAGCAACCUCGAUGUUCAGCCUCUGUGUCCAGUGGAGUUAAAUGGACCAGGGACUGAGAGUUAAGCAACCUCGAUGUUCAGCUUCUGUCCAGUGGAGUUAAAUGGACCAGGGACUGAGAGUUAAGCAACCUUGAUGUUCAGCCUCUGUGUCCAGUGGAGUUAAAUGGACCAGGGACUGAGAGUUAAGCAACCUUGAUGUUCAGCUUCUGUCCAGUGGAGUUAAAUGGACCAGGGACUGAGUGUUAAGCAACCUCGAUGUUCAGCCUCUGUGUCCAGUGGAGUUGAAUGGACCAGGGACUGAGAGUUAAGCAACCUCGAUGUUCAGCCUCUGUGUCCAGUGGAGUUAAAUGGACCAGGGACUGAGAGUUAAGCAACCUCGAUGUUCAGCCUCUGUGUCCAGUGGAGUUAAAUGGACCAGGGACUGAGAGUUAAGCAACCUCGAUGUUCAGCCUCUGUGUCCAGUGGAGUUAAAUGGACCAGGGACUGAGAGUUAAGCAACCUCGAUGUUCAGCCUCUGUGUCCAGUGGAGUUAAAUGGACCAGGGACUGAGUGUUAAGCAACCUCGAUGUUCAGCCUCUGUGUCCAGUGGAGUUAAAUGGACCAGGGACUGAGUGUUAAGCAACCUCGAUGUUCAGCCUCUGUGUCCAGUGGAGUUAAAUGGACCAGGGACUGAGAGUUAAGCAACCUCGAUGUUCAGCCUCUGUGUCCAGUGGAGUUGAAUGGACCAGGGACUGAGUGUUAAGCAACCUCGAUGUUCAGCCUCUGUGUCCAGUGGAGUUAAAUGGACCAGGGACUGAGUGUUAAGCAACCUCGAUGUUCAGCCUCUGUGUCCAGUGGAGUUAAAUGGACCAGGGACUGAGAGUUAAGCAACCUCGAUGUUCAGCCUCUGUGUCCAGUGGAGUUAAAUGGACCAGGGACUGAGUGUUAAGCAACCUCGAUGUUCAGCCUCUGUGUCCAGUGGAGUUAAAUGGACCAGGGACUGAGAGUUAAGCAACCUCGAUGUUCAGCCUCUGUGUCCAGUGGAGUUAAAUGGACCAGGGACUGAGAGUUAAGCAACCUCGAUGUUCAGCUUCUGUCCAGUGGAGUUAAAUGGACCAGGGACUGAGAGUUAAGCAACCUCGAUGUUCAGCUUCUGUCCAGUGGAGUUAAAUGGACCAGGGACUGAGAGUUAAGCAACCUCGAUGUUCAGCUUCUGUCCAGUGGAGUUGAAGGGACCAGGGACUGAGUGUUAAGCAACCUCGAUG